Nymphalis io (European peacock) is the source of this 1477-nucleotide messenger RNA. RefSeq names its product THO complex subunit 3 (gene tex). The record is from RefSeq and is a predicted model, not a curated record. Gene Ontology annotation, cellular component: THO complex part of transcription export complex. Gene Ontology annotation, molecular function: protein binding. NCBI's taxonomy places the organism in Eukaryota, Metazoa, Arthropoda, Insecta, Lepidoptera, Nymphalidae. The transcript has 7 exons. Gene Ontology annotation, biological process: mRNA export from nucleus. Bases 89 to 1075 code for a protein of 328 amino acids.
UGACAUUUUAGUAGCGGUAUUUCAUAUUUGUUUACUAACUAAUUUAAAAAGUAAAUGGUCAUAAAGAAAUUCAGGGUUAGAAACCAAAAUGAAAGAUUCUAAACAAACUCAGACACCUAUAGAAGAUUUAGCGGAAUUACGAAGUUACUUUGCGAGUCAUAAUGUUGUGCGGGAGUAUAUAGCCCAUAGCUCCAAAGUUCAUUCUGUAGGCUGGUCUUGCGACGGUAGAAAACUAGCUUCAGGUUCUUUUGAUAAAAGUGUUGCGAUUUUCAACUUGGAGAGAAAUAGAUUAGCACAAGAUUUUAUAUUCAAAGGCCAUACCGGCUCAGUUGAUCAGCUUUGUUGGCAUGCCUCUCAUCCUGAUUUAUUAAGUACGGCCAGUGGAGACAAGUCAGUACGGAUAUGGGAUACUCGAUCACAUAAAUGUGCAGCAGCAAUUUCAACAAAAGGAGAAAACAUAAAUAUAGCAUGGUCGCCCAGCGGAGCCACUAUUGCUGUUGGGAACAAGGAAGACCUUGUGUCUUUUAUUGAUGCUCGAAAUUAUAAAGUGGUAGUAGAGGAGCAGUUUAAUUUUGAAGUAAAUGAAAUCUCAUGGAACAGCACCUCAGAUCUCUUUUUCUUGACAAAUGGAUUGGGAUGCGUUCAUAUACUCACCUACCCGGGCUUGGAGCUGCAGACGGUGCUAAAGGCGCACCCCGGCACGUGUAUCUGCAUCGAGCACGACCCCACGGGCCGGUACUUCGCCACGGGCUCCGCUGACGCUCUCGUGUCCUUGUGGGAUGUCAAUGAGCUUGCCUGUCUCAGAGUCUUCUCCAGACUGGAAUGGCCGGUGCGGACUCUAUCAUUCAGUUUUGACGGAAGACUCCUGGCUUCAGCGAGUGAAGAUCACAUUAUUGAUAUUGGUGAUACUGAAACAGGAGAAAAAGUAGCAGAAAUACCAGUACAAGCCGCCACAUUCACAGUGGCCUGGCAUCCUUCCAGAUACUUAGUGGCGUUCGCUUGUGAAGACAAAGAGCCCCCGGAGAGGAAACGGGACGCUGGCAACCUCAAGUUAUGGGGAUUGAGCAGUAGUUAGUGUUUGUAAUUAUAACUGUGAAUUGUUUUAAGUGAAUUAAACUUUAUAUUCCUGUCUUAGAUGACUUAAAGAUUUAUGCAAAUAGUCCAUUUAAGAUAGACUCGAAAAAUACCUUUCAAUCAGUUUUUUAAUUGAAAUAAAAUUGUGAGCCCUUGAGUGUAGAUUUAAUUUCUCGUGUGGCAAGAGUGUAAACAUUUGUAUAUUAUGGCCUAAACUAGAAUAAUCGGAUUCUUAAGUAAGCGUUCAUUUCAAACUAAUUGCUAUACAAAUAAAAUAUUUUUUAAGGUGAAGCCUAUUUUAAAAUAUUUUCAUAAAGAAAAUAUAAUUAAGAUGUACUGAAUUAAAAAAUAGAAGAAUCUUAUGAAUUUUGUUAAUAAUAUCAUAUUACCACCUCUAAAAAAA